AUGUUCAAUGCUGUGAUCCUGGAAGCCAACACCACCUACACAACCGUCUUUCCUCAAAUGAUCAAGACUAUCGAGACCAUACAAGGGGAUGGAGGCCCCGGAACGAUAUUCGAAAUCGCCUUCAUUGAUAGUGUGACGGCUGAAUUGAUGACCUUAGAGACUAAGGUGGAUGUUGUGGACCCAUCGAACUUAACCGCGAAGUACACAAUGACAGAUUCAGAUGAUCAAGUAGUGGUGAGUGAGUUGAAGUUUGAGAAAGACGGAGCAAAAGGUUGUAUCUGUAAGUUGACCAAUCAGUACGUAAAGAAAGCCGAGGGAAUCCACAGUGGAGCAGAACGGGUAUUGCGUGUCAAUAAGAAGCUGUUUGAGUAUCUCUCAGCCAAUCCCGACAUUUGUGCAUAA
This is a messenger RNA of Linum tenue, 402 nucleotides long. NCBI's taxonomy places the organism in Eukaryota, Viridiplantae, Streptophyta, Magnoliopsida, Malpighiales, Linaceae. The record is from the annotation of a GenBank genome assembly.